AUGAACUUAUCGGAGUCUGUUUGGCUCUGGGAAGAGCCACGGAACCUCAGCACAUCGGAGGGAGAUGACCAGAAACUUUUAUUCGGGAUAGGCACGGAUAAUUUCAUCACGCUGCUGGUUUUCGGGCUCAUCUUUACGCUCGGCGUGCUGGGCAACUCCAUGGUGAUCACCGUGCUGGCGCGGAGUAAACCAGGGAAACCACGGAGCACCACUAACAUAUUCAUCCUCAACCUGAGCAUCGCAGACCUGUCCUACCUGCUCUUCUGCAUCCCUUUCCAGUCCACCAUCUACAUGAUGCCGACGUGGGUCCUGGGCGCAUUCAUCUGCAAAUUCAUCCACUAUUUCUUCACUGUAUCCAUGCUAGUGAGCAUCUUCACUCUGUCUGCCAUGUCCGUGGACCGAUACAUUGCCAUCGUGCACUCCAGAAAGUCCUCCUCCAUCCGGGUGGCGAAGCAUGCUUUGAUCGGGGUGGCGGUGAUUUGGAUACUCUCUCUGGCCAUGGCUGCGCCCGUCAUGUAUUACCAGAGCCUUUUCCACCGAGGAGAGAAUCACACCUUCUGCUGGGAAUGGUGGCCCGAUCAAAACCAGAAGAAAGUCUAUGUCGUUUGCACGUUUGUCUUUGGUUAUGUGUUGCCUCUUCUGCUGAUUUCCUUCUGUUAUGCAAAGGUUUUAAAUCACUUGCACAAAAAACUAAGAAAUAUGUCUAAAAAGUCAGAGGCAUCAAAGAAAAAGACUGCUCAGACGGUGCUGGUGGUGGUGGUGGUGUUCUGCAUUUCUUGGCUCCCUCAUCACGUGGUUCACCUGUGGGUGGAGUUCGGGACCUUCCCGCUGAACCAGGCCUCCUUCGUGUUACGGGUGGCCGCCCACUGCCUGGCUUACAGCAACUCGUCUGUCAACCCGGUCAUCUACGCCUUCCUGUCGGAGAAUUUCCGGAAGGCCUACAAGCAGGUGUUCAAAUGCCAGAUCGGUACCGGUGACUCCCCGCUCAACGACGUCAAGGAGAUCCGCAGCAAAGCAGACACUCCGCCCUCCACCAACUGCACCAACGUCUGA
Messenger RNA from Perca flavescens (yellow perch), 1053 nucleotides. RefSeq names its product galanin receptor type 1. Bases 1 to 1053 code for a protein of 350 amino acids. Lineage: Eukaryota; Metazoa; Chordata; Actinopteri; Perciformes; Percidae. Gene Ontology annotation, molecular function: galanin receptor activity. Gene Ontology annotation, biological process: positive regulation of cytosolic calcium ion concentration; G protein-coupled receptor signaling pathway; negative regulation of adenylate cyclase activity. The transcript is spliced from 3 exons. Gene Ontology annotation, cellular component: plasma membrane. The record is from RefSeq and is a predicted model, not a curated record.